AGUAAAUCAUGUACCACUAACAAGUCCCAAGUCCUCUACUUAAACACAUGGUGACGAUAACCCAACUCCUUACAUUCAGGAGAUAUCUCAAUCUUCCAAUUCAAUACUUUUUGCAAAGAAUGGUUUCAACAUCUCCUCCAAAGGAAGUUCAAUCCAUCAGGAAAUGGGCAGAAGGUGAUCCUACUCGCAGAGCCAAAUGGUGGUACUCCACUUUUCACACUGUCACGGCCAUGAUAGGUGCAGGUGUCCUCAGCUUGCCCUAUGCCAUGGCCUAUCUAGGAUGGGGUCCAGGAACAAUGGUUCUGGUAUUAUCAUGGUGCAUGACCUUGAAUACAAUGUGGCAGAUGAUACAACUGCAUGAGUGUGUCCCUGGAACUCGAUUCGAUCGAUACAUUGACCUCGGGCGAUAUGCUUUUGGAUCGAAACUCGGAGGAUGGGUAGUGUUGCCUCAGCAGCUGAUUGUUCAAGUUGGAUGUGACAUUGUGUACAUGGUUACAGGAGGGAAAUGCCUCAAAAAGUUCAUGGAGAUUGCCUGCACCAGCUGCACACAGCUCAGGCAGUCCUACUGGAUCUUGAUUUUUGGUGGUACCCAUUUCUUCCUGUCUCAGCUUCCCAAUUUCAAUUCAGUUGCUGCUGUUUCAUUAGCUGCAGCAGUUAUGUCUCUGAGUUAUUCAACCAUAGCCUGGGCAGGUUCCUUGAGUCACGGUCAGAUCGAUGGUGUGAGCUAUGAUUAUAAGAGCACAAGUCCGACUGACUUCAUGUUUCGAGUGUUCAAUGCACUAGGCCAAAUUUCAUUUGCAUUUGCUGGUCAUGCAGUUGCCCUUGAAAUUCAGGCCACAAUUCCAUCAACCCCAGAAAGGCCUUCGAAAAUACCGAUGUGGAAAGGUGCACUCGGAGCCUAUUUCAUAAAUGCCAUAUGCUACUUUCCAGUAGCCAUGAUAGGAUACUGGGCAUUCGGUCAAGAUGUCGAUGAUAAUGUACUUAUGGCACUCAAGAAACCUGCAUGGCUCAUAGCCUGUGCUAACUUGAUGGUGGUUGUUCAUGUCAUUGGAAGCUACCAGGUUUAUGCUAUGCCUGUGUUUGACCUGCUGGAGAACAUGAUGAUCAAAAGGCUCAACUUCCCACCAGGGAUUGCUCUCAGGCUCAUAACUCGAUCUACUUAUGUAGCAUUUACCCUGUUCAUAGGAGUCACUUUCCCUUUCUUUGGAGAUCUUCUGGGUUUCUUUGGUGGAUUUGGCUUUGCUCCCACUUCAUAUUUUCUUCCCAGCAUAAUGUGGUUGGUGAUCAAGAAACCAAAAAGGUUCAGCCUCAAUUGGUUCAUCAAUUGGGGGUGCAUAUUUGUAGGAGUGUUCAUUAUGAUGGCAUCAACAAUUGGAGGUUUAAGGAAUAUCAUAGCAGAUGCUUCAACAUACAGUUUUUAUACAUGAAUGAAUGAGCAUUGCAUGUUGUUUCAGAUGGAUGUAUUAAUGUGAAUCCACUGAUCAAAUACUUGCUUUACCUUCAAGCCACUCAAUGUCCUAGUGAUUUUAUAUAAAUUGAGCAAGUUUUAUAUAUAUAUAGCAUAAAGUGGUUAAAACUUAUAAA
This is a messenger RNA of Gossypium arboreum, 1584 nucleotides long. RefSeq names its product lysine histidine transporter-like 6. The coding region runs from base 48 to 1427 and encodes 459 amino acids. The record is from RefSeq and is a predicted model, not a curated record. Gene Ontology annotation, cellular component: plasma membrane. The transcript is spliced from 6 exons. NCBI's taxonomy places the organism in Eukaryota, Viridiplantae, Streptophyta, Magnoliopsida, Malvales, Malvaceae.